This is a messenger RNA of Drosophila busckii, 1052 nucleotides long. RefSeq names its product ninjurin-1. Gene Ontology annotation, cellular component: membrane. The transcript has 4 exons. Gene Ontology annotation, biological process: tissue regeneration; cell adhesion. NCBI's taxonomy places the organism in Eukaryota, Metazoa, Arthropoda, Insecta, Diptera, Drosophilidae. Bases 228 to 914 code for a protein of 228 amino acids. The record is from RefSeq and is a predicted model, not a curated record.
CACUGUCUGUUGUUAGUUGUCUGGCCAAUAGCGUGAGAAGCGGUUGUAAAUCGCGCACGAGUUUUUUCCACUUGAAGUGAAUUUAUCAUCAAGUAUCUUUGAGUAUAAAAAAUACACGAGAGCAUAUAACAGCAUUAACGUAAAAAGCAAACAAAGAAGCACAUUUAAUUGAAUAAAAAAAGAACAUUUGAAGAUUAUAAAUUAAAAAUUUUGUUCAUCAUAAUAAAAUGAGUGCAGCGAACCAAAUAACAAUCCAAAUGGAUAAGCUACCCACUAGGGAAGUUUCACCAAAUAAUCAUAGUAAUCAUAGCAAUAGUACUGAUGACAUCGAUGGACGCAAUAAACGCAAUACACGCUUAUCAAGAGCAGUGCCCGAAAUUUCUGAUGAUGAUAAUGAUGAACGUUCCAAUGUCAAUGGCUCGCACAAUUCUGGCGUGGAUGAUGGUCUGUUAGAGGAUGGCGAAGUCAUGCCUAAGCAGCCCAAUGGCGGAAGGCGUCCAAGUUAUAUGUUCCCUGGCUACGCAGGACCAGGAUUCGUCAAUAUCAAUGGUGUGGAAACACCAAUUCCGGACGUUAAUGCUUAUCAGCACAAAAAGACGUUAGCGCAGGGCAUGAUGGACUUGGCGCUGCUCUCUGCAAAUGCCAACCAGCUGCGUUAUGUACUGGAAACAAGCACUGCGCAUCCAUACUUUUAUCCCAGUUUAAUAUUCAUUUCGCUGAGUAUUAUAUUUCAAAUUGCAGUCGGUGUUGGCCUUAUAUGGAACGGCAGGUACAACAUCAAAGACGAAAAGGAGAUCUGUCGCGCAAACAAAAUUAAUAAUUACACAGUCAUUGGCAUUUUCAUUGUUACUGUUGUCAAUGUUUUAAUAUCAUCGUUUGGCCCCGUCGAACGAGCAUCUGGCACUCCUACAUAGACGAAUCAACGCGCACUCUUAUUUUUAGGCCACUUUGGAAUAGGAUAAUACUCACUUGUCACUUGUCAAAAUUUCACGAGACUCAUUUUUAUAAUUUAGUAUUGUUAUUGUGAUAAAUAAAUUUAAACUUCAAUUUCA